This is a messenger RNA of Pseudophryne corroboree (corroboree frog), 948 nucleotides long. RefSeq names its product olfactory receptor-like protein DTMT. The transcript has a single exon. Gene Ontology annotation, biological process: G protein-coupled receptor signaling pathway. Gene Ontology annotation, cellular component: membrane. NCBI's taxonomy places the organism in Eukaryota, Metazoa, Chordata, Amphibia, Anura, Myobatrachidae. Gene Ontology annotation, molecular function: olfactory receptor activity; G protein-coupled receptor activity; odorant binding. The record is from RefSeq and is a predicted model, not a curated record. The coding region runs from base 1 to 948 and encodes 315 amino acids.
AUGGAUAAUGAGACUUAUAUUAAAGAAUUCAUCCUGGUGCCAUUUUCGCUAAAACCUGGAUAUACAUCAUUAACUACCAGUGUGUUUUUCUUCCUAUAUGUGUUUGGAGUGCUCAUCAAUUCUAGUAUAAUUGCAGUGAUAUACACUGACGUAAAAUUACACACUCCCAUGUAUGUAUUUCUCUGUAACCUGGCCUUUGUAGAUAUCUGUUUUACAACCACCACUGUCCCUAAACUGUUGUACAUGUUACUAUCUGGAGAUAAUACAGUGUCCUUCAUACAAUGCUUCACCCAGAUGUAUUUUUUUGCUUUGAUUGGUGGUGCAGAAGAUAUUGUAAUAUUUAUUAUGGCGUAUGACCGAUAUGUUGCUAUAUGUGAUCCUUUGCACUAUCAUGAUAUCUUAAAUAGGAAACACUGUAUCUCAUUGGUAUCUGGCACCUGGAUAUUAGGAAUCUUAAACUCAUUUGUGUUUACAACUUCAGCCUUACACAUGUCCUUCUGCCAUUCUCACACCAUACAACAGUUUUUCUGUGAUCCAAAAGCUCUGAUUAAUGUCUCCUGUGCUGGCAGUGAGCAGUUUUAUAUUGUCAUCUAUCUUGAAUUAUUGAUAUUGGGUUUUUUCCCAGCCAUGUUCAGUUUGACAUCUUAUAUAAAAAUUAUCAGGAUCGUCUUGCAGAUAAAAUCUAAGGAUGGAAGGAAGAAAGCCUUCUCCACCUGCUCAUCUCAUCUCAUAAUUGUCAUUAUGUACUAUAUGACAUGUUUUUCUGCUUAUAUGAUGCCAAAUUUAGAAUACUCCAAUGUCCUAGAACAGGUCCUUACCGCAUUGUACUCUGUUGUCACUCCCAUGAUAAACCCUCUGAUCUACAGUCUACGGAAUAAAGAUGUGAAAAGUGCUCUGCGGAGGCUGCUGGGGGUUAUUUUAAGUUUAAAAAAGAUCAAGGUAAAGUGA